Acaulospora colombiana is the source of this 1185-nucleotide messenger RNA. Lineage: Eukaryota; Fungi; Glomeromycota; Glomeromycetes; Diversisporales; Acaulosporaceae. The record is from the annotation of a GenBank genome assembly.
AUGAUCAGAAACACUCUUACACCAAGCACACCUUCUCCAGCAACACUCCUGAACCCUAACAAUACCUCUUCGACGGACAUUUCCUUAGCACCUCAACAACUUUCCUGGGAGUUUUUGCGUAAACAGGCCCGUCAAUUGGAGAAUGAGAUUGAACAGAAAUUGACAAGCUAUAGCAAACUUGCAGCUCAAGUUGGAAGGAGUGUGAAUAGCAUUGGCUCUGGGAGCCUGGGAAAUGGAUUAUACGGAGAAAACGGAUUGUCAGGGAAUUCUAGUGAUGCGAUGGAAUUGGAGUUAGAUGAAUUAAUCAAAAAGUUGAAUUUGGUAGUAAGCUCCAUGGCAGAGGUCGUAGAUAGACCAUCGUCAACCACAUCAAAUCCAUCAAUGAUGCAUAUGUUGCAACGACAUCGAGAUAUUCUAUACGAUUAUUCAAAAGAAUUUAAGAAGACUAAGGCAAAUAUCCAAGCAGCAAAGAAUCAUUCGGAUUUGUUGAGUUCAGUGAGAGAUGAAAUAAGGUAUUAUUCUUUGACCAUUUACCCUUGGGCCAGUAGUGAGACAGACUACUUCUUAAGCGAAAGAAGUCGAAUUGAAAAUUCUCAUAGAAUGACAGAUAUGGUUCUAGAACAAGCAUAUGAAGCGAGGGAAGAGAUGGGAAGGCAAAGAAGCACACUAUUAAACAUCAAUAGCAGGAUGAAGCGUGUCACGAACAUUUCUAUCCAAGAGGUUGAAAUACGUCUUCACGAACCACUGAUACUAAAACCGAGCUCUCGGAAGAAGAGAGUAGGUUUACAAGUUCUGAACGCGCUGGCAAGGUUAGAGGUGUUGUUGAGUAAAGAAGAGGCGCUCGCAAGUUCAGAAAUCGGGGUGCAGAAUUUGACGCAGCAACAAUAUAAUAAAACGGAGAUCGAUGCUACCAUAAAAGCUCUAGAGGUAUCCCUACUACAAUUCGACGAAGAUGGAAUAUUCAAAAAAGACAUUCAGGUCGGUUGCUUCAAAUUUGAUAUUGUAUUUAUGAUUUUGGUUCGCGUGAAAUUGACGAGAUCCAUUGCCGUCCAUGGUCAUGGUCAUUCCUUCGACCAACAGACAUAUAUGACAGAAUUAGGACUCGCCUCACUUUUUCCAAAGUCUGCAAAAUACUUGGUGGCCAACAAGAUUUCCUCGAGAAAAUUGGAUAUCACCGGUAAAUGA